Messenger RNA from Penaeus indicus, 1201 nucleotides. RefSeq lists its product as uncharacterized. The coding region runs from base 453 to 776 and encodes 107 amino acids. The transcript has 4 exons. The record is from RefSeq and is a predicted model, not a curated record. Lineage: Eukaryota; Metazoa; Arthropoda; Malacostraca; Decapoda; Penaeidae.
GCCUCGGCGUGAGAGAGACGUUUGCGCUGGUUUUCUCGCGACCUACUAAGCCGUCACUGCAGGAGCCACAAGCAUGGGUUGAUGAGUGGCGCAUUCGGAAAGAGAAAGAGAUGUCUGGUGUACAUCGCAUGACAGACACAUCGCGUGACGCCUGCAUGGCUGACUGCCUAGUCGUUCCGCCAUGCAACUCGCCCAACUUCCUGGAUAGCUGUGCUUCAUACCUGUGCGGUAAAGGCAUACAGGAAUGAUGUCAAUGCAUUAACAAUGCGAACGACCAACAGAGCGUCCCCAUUUGAUAUUUGUGUACUUCUAAAUAUAAAGCAACAUAGGAUGCUGAAUGAAAAAUAUAUUCAAUUCAAACAUUUUUUUUAGAUUGAUUCAUUAAGUGUUGGUACUAGUGUAAUGUAGUUGUUUUAAACGAGUGUUGCGUGCGUAAAGCACAGCUUGCGACGAUGGCCGAGGAUGUGUCUAUUCAGCUGGACUUCAGCCCCAUCAGCAUCGACACGCAAUACCUGACGCUGAACCAUGCAGUUAACUGGCUCAUUAAUCUGGAGUGGUGGGAAUGGCUCAUUCUUCUGAAGAUUGGCUUCGUGUUUUGGGUUCUUAACGUCACUGUCAUCCUGCCCUCGCUUUACAUGCAGGUGCUGCUGUACACCGACGAAAUGACGUCACGCAAGUUCCAGCCAUCUCUCCCCAAUUUCGUCGAGAUCUCCAAGAUGCUUCGUCUUGGACAAACUAAGUACUCCUUCAUGCAGCGGGAGAAAUCUCAUAUAUAGAGGAAAGGAAGAAAUGUGUAAUAGAGAGCAACAAUCAAGUGGAGGAGACAGCAGAGGAACGCGUCGCCAUAUCAUGAUCCCAGCCCCAAGGAACUGAGUCUUCCUUACUUGUACUACUGUACUAUGGACUGCUUGUGAGUAGCAGUGUAUGUAUAUAUAUGCAUAUAUGUAUAUAUAUAUAUAAGUGUGUGUAUGUGUGUGUGUGUAUAUUUAAUUGUUUCAUUUAAAAUAUUUUGUAACUGUAUUCACUUAUUUUGUGUUCAAUUAACUUUUGUUAGAGCGGUUUGGUAACUGUUUCGCUCGCUUGUUAUUUUAUAAGUAUAGUACAAACUCAUCCCUUUAUAUAUAUUUUAUAACCAAACGCGCAUGUAAAUGAUUUAAAGCCUUUAUUUCUUUAUCUCGUAGUAUUUCCUGUAAGAUAUUUA